AUGUCUAACAAGCAAACCGCUCCACCGUCGGCUUGCUUGCCACCCAGUCCAAAUUGCAGACAAGCUGCGCACCCAAAAGCCUUCGUUGCAGGGGCGAUGCAUUUGUCUCAAGCAGCUGGCUUGCCAUUACCGCGUAACCGCUGGUUGAGUGAUGGGCCGACAGCGAUCAGCGUACAGCACCGCGGGCAAACGGUUGUCGUUGCUGCGCGCGAUACGGACAACGAGAACUGCGCAACGCAAAAGCAUCGCGAGUUACAAGUCAUCCUCAGAAAGGAUGAAGCCUUGUCAUCACCACCUAACGAACUAAAUCGAAUGCUGCAACAUGAAGUCGCAGCUCCGCACAAGACAUGCAAGGAUCGAACUGAAGACGUUUGCCCACGCCCAGCUCAAGGCCUUUGCACUCCCGGGAGGAUGCCGAUAGCGACACGCUCCCCAACGCCUGAAGGUGAUCGCCUUCUUCAGACACCAGUAAAUCCUCACCGUGCAGUGCGCUGGGCCAUGCAUCCGUUAGGCAAUCUAGUUUGCUAA
Messenger RNA from Cucurbitaria berberidis CBS 394.84, 528 nucleotides. RefSeq lists its product as uncharacterized. NCBI's taxonomy places the organism in Eukaryota, Fungi, Ascomycota, Dothideomycetes, Pleosporales, Cucurbitariaceae. The coding region runs from base 1 to 528 and encodes 175 amino acids. The record is from RefSeq and is a predicted model, not a curated record. The transcript is spliced from 4 exons.